Blastocystis hominis is the source of this 3888-nucleotide messenger RNA. RefSeq lists its product as hypothetical. Lineage: Eukaryota; Bigyra; Opalinata; Blastocystidae. The coding region runs from base 1 to 3888 and encodes 1295 amino acids. Gene Ontology annotation, biological process: protein retention in Golgi apparatus; protein targeting to vacuole. The record is from RefSeq and is a predicted model, not a curated record. The transcript has 5 exons. Gene Ontology annotation, cellular component: extrinsic component of membrane.
AUGUCUGCGCCAUUUUUGGAUUCGGUUCCCACCAAAUUCCAGAAUGUUCUACCGCGGGAAUAUGUGCUUCAGCCGAUCUCUGCGGAGCUAAAUCUCCUUCUGGAUAUGAGAAAGGCCGAGCAACGCCGUCCGUCUGUGGAAGAAGCGAUUUCGUCCACACUUUUGGAAUUCCAGUUAUCGAAAGAGAUGGAAGAGGCAGCGAAGCGCUGCUUUCAGUUUUGUAUGAAGAAUGAAACGACGCAGGAAGCGAGCAAAGCCGCGUUUUUCACUCGUUUCUCUUCGAAGUUUUCAAAUCUCGCCAAUCCUGGGAAUUCCAAAAGUAUGGACGAUUUUUUCACGCGAUGUUGGGAAAUGAAACACACAGCGAAAGCCGCCGUUCAAAUCGACGGGAACUUGGACAGUUUUUCGUUCAUUUUGCAGCAUCAUCAAUUUGUUAGCAUCACUGAAUUCAUCAGCAGUCUGAGUCUUCUCUCCCUCAAAGAACACUAUCGGCAGUUUCGUCCGGCACACGAGGACGUGGAGAAAUACCCGCGGGAAUGGUGGAAAUUCGCGAUUCAGAGCGUGAUGUGGAGCAAUCGCUCCCAAAGCAGAUAUCGAAGCUGGCGCGAGCUCCGAUCCUACAAAGCGAAUCGCGAUGAAUACGUGUCGUUGUACAAGCGAAAAUUAGGAAUGAAACCGUCACUGAAAAAGGACGCGAAGGGAUUGAUGCGACUGCAGAAGCUGGAGGAUUUGCUGUCGCUGCAGGAGAUUAUGAUUUUUCGACGAAUCGCCAUGUCGCAAGUCGCGGAGGAAUCGGAAGGAAAGAAAAAAUCGCUCUAUUCGCUUCGCAAAACGUCUUCGCCUCGACCGGAAGACGAGAAAAAGAAAGAGAUUUGGAGCCGGUUCGAUAUUGAUCCGAACGAAUCGCUGUGGGAGGGAGAAAUGACGCAGGAUAUUCAGUUGUGGCUGGACUUUACGAUUCACAAAAUCAGCCUGAAUUUGAAGCGAGAUGAAAAGAAACUCUUCUCCGUUGUGUUCAAAAACGCGGGAAUUCGCGUGGUCAAUCGAAAGGAGUUUUGCCAGCUGUGGUGUUCUCUUCAAAGCGUGAAUUUAAAGUAUUUGAAGAACUCGGAUUCUCCUUGGAAUCAAAUACUGUAUCCAGAGAAGGGAGCGAUUCUGGAUUUCCAAAAGUCGGGCGUAUUUCUGCCUGCUGAGAUGUACAAAAAGCAAGAAACACCCUUCCUUCAGUUGUUCGCGGAAAUUCCAACCGUUUCGAGUGAUCGCGAACUUCGAUUGCGAUGCUCCACGCUCCCCUUGUGUUUGGUAGCGAAUUUGAAUUGCAUCACGGAUGUGGUCGCGUUCUUCUCGGACUCUCUUUCCACUCUUCAUAUCGAUGGAUUUUCCUCUCAAAAGUCGCCAUUUUCAUCCUCCUCCAAACGGCGGCAGGUUCGAAUUGCUCGCGAAAUCUCGUCCUAUCGUCGAAGUGAAGUCGAUGUUUAUGUGGGUCCUAUCCACAUUCUGCUUCCAGAAGACUUGGAAAGCAAUUUGGAAACACGGGAAACGUUGGUCGUGCGUCUUGGCGAUAUGGCGAUCACAAACGCAGAAGCAGCGGAUCACAGCUUGGAUGUGAAUCGAUUUGAGGUGUUCCAUGUGCGUGUUGGAUCGAUUUCUGUGUUGCUCACGGACGGCUGCGAAAACUGGAUGGUUCAGGAAGUUCAAGAAACGAAGCAGCUGAAACUGCUGCAUGAUUUCCAGCUCGAUGCGCUGGUUGGAAUUUGCAUGUCACCUUCCGAAGUUUCGCUGUCGAAUAUCGAAGUGAAGGCGACGCUUUCAAUGCUUCGGUUCCAGUUACAUCGCAUUCAUUAUCUGGCUUUGCUGCAAUGGGCGACCGGGUUUGAAGUACAGUUGGAACAUUUGGUGGCUCAUCUCGCGCCUCAGCUCAUUCAUCUGUCGCACAGCGCUCAACGAUUUGUGGAAUGGCUGUGGAUCGAUGACCGAAUGAAAACGGAGGAUCGAAAAAGCAAUUCGGAUCAGCCGCUUCUGCAGAUCGAACCUGUUGUUUGUUACGAUGACGAAGAACUUGCUUUUCUGUCUGCCAAACGCACAUUGGCGUUGCAUCUGCUGUUCGAAGGCGUUUCGUUAAGUAUUGAAGAGAAUAAGCAAAGUCUGGCCGAAUUGCAAAUCCGAGAAUUGUGCGUUGUGCUCACAAAGCAUGCUUUUGAUACGCACAUCGAUAUCACAUUAUCAGAAUUGGCCUUUCAAGACUGGAUUCGAUCUCGAAAGGAAGAGAAGGAUGCUUACUUCGUGAUAUCGAGACGCUUGACUGCCCACGAGGAAAUCGAGACCUCGUCGAGUAAACAGCUCAUCUAUAUCUCCAUCAAUGACAUUAGUCGAUCGUCUCCAUUGCUCUCUUCGGCUUCUAAUGUCACGUCGAUAAUGGUGGACUGCGGACCGUUGAGCAUGGUUCUGUUCCCUCCCUCGCUUCUCCAACUCUUUGAUUUCUUUUUGCCUGUCGCCUACUCAAAUCCAAAAGCGUCUCCAUCCAGCGAAUCGCUUUCUGCUAACGAAAAAAUCCUAGAGUUCUUAGAACGGCAGGCCUAUCGUUUCAUUCGUCGUCGUCGGAUUCCGCAGAACUGGGAGCAGAACAACGUGUACGUCUCGCUGUCACUUCAGUCCAUUUCUGUUUUACUCGUUCCUGCCAUACGAUCAGCUCCGUUUUUCGUCGGCCAGUUGUAUCGAACUGCGUUGCAAGUGGGUGUUUCUCCCACCAAAAUCGGAGUGGAAAUCAGUCUCGGCGAGUUAUCUGUGGACGAUUUGAGCGAGGGAUGUGGAAGCUAUUCUUCGGUUCUUUCCACGGAUCAUUCAUCUACGACAGUUACGGACACUUCUUCGUGGUUUAUGAAGGCUUCGAUUUCCGUCUUCACUUCGAAAGACGCGCCGUCCUAUCCCGGCUAUCGCUUGGCGUUCUCGGCAGCGUUGCGUGCACCUUCGCUGGUUUUACGAGCACGUUGGGUGGACGAACUGACGAAUUUUGUGGUCUCUGGACCCUUGGGGGAACUUCAGAGAGAGCUGAAGGAGAUGCGGAAGCCAAGUCCGCCCUCUUUGCUUUCAAGUUUGUAUGCCUCGGCGAUUCAAAUCGGAAAAGACCUGAUGCAGGAUCAAUCGGUAGUUCAGGAUUAUUUUUCAAUGCCGCUCAUGUCGAUCCAGAUCGACAAUUUCGUCGUAGUGUUGCCUGAAAACAGCACAAGCAGCAAUCACGCUGUUUUCGAGCUUGGCAAUGUGCGGAUAGUGAAUGACCAGACUUUUUUGUCCUCUGUGAAGCUGAGCAUUGAGAACAUGCAAGCUGCCACGGUGUUUUCGUCCUCCUUAUCUCAAGCAUUAAUGGGCGAAACGUCUUGUCAGCUGCAAAUCGAAGUGGGAUCGACGAUCCAGUGCGUGGGAGCUGUUUCUCGGCUGGCGAUCGCGAUCAAUCAGCAGCAGCUCGAGUUUUUCGCUCGAUUGGCGCAUGGAAACUUGAAAGAGGAAGCGAUUCUGUGUAAGGGCGAGUUCCUUUUGGUCGCGCCAUCAACCCAUGCAUCCGACAGCGAUUUGGUGAGCCAGCUGCUGCAUAUGAAGCCGUGUCUCUCGAUUGCCGUAACACUCGAAGGGUUGAGUUUGGAGUGCCUUCAAGGCGAUGAGGGAUAUGCGGCUUCGACGAGUGGUCAGGAUAUAAUUCGUUUUUGUAUGCAGACAUGCAGCGAAUCGACCUGUUUUGGCAGUCUUCUCCGUCGUCUCUUUCGUUGGGUCUUUCGCUGGCGAUGUUUGAAAUCCAUGAUUCAAUCCGCACUUCCUACGUCUGUAGCGAUUAUCGCACGCCGUUCUGUUUCGGCGGAGAUGCGAUGCCCGCGAUCUCUGCCACCUUCACAAUGA